CCUCUCUCUCGCUUCCAUCUUGCUCCCCGCAUGUGUCUGCUGUUAGUUUACAGGUCAGUGAGGAGCUUUAAAUACCAUCUUCCCUGCUCUGUUAUCCCCUGAUCUGACGGCAAGAGAUGAAAGAAGCAAUUAUGAAUCAAGAAAAACUCGCUAAACUACAAGCGCAAGUCCGCAUCGGCGGAAAGGGAAGCGCUCGCAGAAAGAAGAAGGUAGUGCACAGAACGGCAACCGCCGACGACAAGAAGCUCCAGUUCUCCCUAAAGAAGCUCGGCGUCAACAACAUCUCCGGUAUCGAAGAGGUGAACAUGUUCACAAACCAGGGCACGGUCAUCCACUUCAACAACCCCAAAGUGCAGGCGUCCCUCGCCGCCAACACCUUCACCAUCACGGGCCACGCCGAGACCAAGCAGCUGACCGAGAUGCUGCCCGGCAUCCUCAACCAGCUGGGAGCCGACAGCCUGACGAGCCUGAGGAGACUCGCCGAGGCUCUCCCCAAACAGGCUGCAGAUGGAAAAGCGCCGAUUGCGACAGUAGAAGAGGAAGACGAUGACGUUCCAGAUCUGGUGGAGAAUUUCGACGAAGCGUCCAAGGAUGAGGCCAAUUAGAGGAAACGGGACACGGCAGAACUCCAAAGGACCAUGCGGGGCACGAGAUACUGUUUCUGUGGGAAGAAGGGGAGAGCCGACAGCGGAGGCAUUCUGUCAAAGAACUCGAUAAAUCACCGGCAUACGUUUCAGUCAUUUUUGUAGAGUAGUGCUCUGUAUGAAAACCGGGGUCACAGUAUUUUUGGUGUAAGGUAUGCUAUUACUCAUUCCACCUCUCCGCCACCAGGCGCUCCACACGCUUGAUGAGCUCACACGGUCUAAAUGUCCAGUUAGAGCCAGGGACUGUGUGAAAAGACGAGUCCGAUGCCCCCGGCUCUGCAUCUGUUUUCUGGGUUACUGAACUGUGGCCUCCCUAAAAUCAUCAUAUCUGGAAUAAACCUUUGCUACUGUCACUAAACUGAA
Fundulus heteroclitus (mummichog) is the source of this 1007-nucleotide messenger RNA. RefSeq names its product basic transcription factor 3 (gene btf3). The record is from RefSeq and is a predicted model, not a curated record. The transcript is spliced from 6 exons. Gene Ontology annotation, cellular component: cytosol; nascent polypeptide-associated complex. Bases 117 to 605 code for a protein of 162 amino acids. NCBI's taxonomy places the organism in Eukaryota, Metazoa, Chordata, Actinopteri, Cyprinodontiformes, Fundulidae.